This is a messenger RNA of Pleuronectes platessa (European plaice), 1360 nucleotides long. RefSeq names its product FA complementation group F (gene fancf). Lineage: Eukaryota; Metazoa; Chordata; Actinopteri; Pleuronectiformes; Pleuronectidae. Gene Ontology annotation, biological process: interstrand cross-link repair. The transcript has a single exon. The coding region runs from base 32 to 1042 and encodes 336 amino acids. The record is from RefSeq and is a predicted model, not a curated record. Gene Ontology annotation, cellular component: Fanconi anaemia nuclear complex.
GGGGCUGAGCCGUGAAGGCGGAGAGCGCCACAUGGAGUCGGCUCUUAGAAACCUGUCGAGCUCGGUGGAGCUGCUGGCGGUGGCGGCGCACAGCGGAGCGGUGGACCAGUGGGAUGACCACAGCCUGUCCAGUGCGUUUGACUGGGCCCGGUACUGCGAACACCUCUUCUCCAGGUUUCACAACAACCCCGCGGUCAGAGGAGCCAUGGAGGAGCAGCUCCAGCUCACCAAUGGACGUCUGAGAGCGGCGUUCCCCGGAUCCACCGAGGUGUCCUUCCCCGACCUGUCCCGGUGCCAGCACCACCUGCUCAUCGGGCUGCUGAACAACCCCAAGCUGCCCAUCUCCAUCAUGAAGCUGCUCUUUGACAGUAACGCUCCUGCAGACAGCGGCUGUGUGGAUGUGUCCGGCCUCUGCAGCCGCAUCAUUCAGUGCAAGUCUGCGUGUAAGGUCCUGAGUCCUCUCACUCCCCCCUCAGCUGUGGGGGCUGAUGCUGAGGUGCAGGGGGGGCUGCUGAUGGAGAGGCUGGGUGCCCUGAUCACACAUGGCAGGGCAGAGCACUUUUUAGACUCAGUCCUCCGGGGAUGUGAAGGAGCAGCAGCAGAACACUUCUGUCUGGUCAUCGCUGCAGCUCUGCUGACAAGGACAAACUCAGAAACGGCCUCACAUGAAGUCCUCCUGGACUGGCUACUGAAAAAACAACCCAGCACGCUAGAGCGCACGUGUUCUGCUCUGCCCACCGCACGUCUUAUGGACCUGGUCAAAGAACACCUGAAAUUUAGAGACGCCUACCGUGAUGUGCUAAAAAAAUGGGCCUCUGAAAUGGAGUACAGCAUAGGUGAUGGGGAAUGGGUUCAGAGCAGAACAAACCCCCCAGCGUCCUUUCAGAAACUGACCGAGCACUUUCAGGCCUUGUUUGAGACGUGUCCCUCUCUGAGGGACGAUGUAGAGAAAGAGUUAAAUGCUUUAAAGAUUUCUGACGGAGACUUUGAUGUCAGAGGUCUGAGUGUGUGGGGAGACCUCCUGUCGGAGUUACACAAGUGACUGUCAGACGUGAGGGUUUAAGAGCUGUAAAAGAUCCUCAAAUACAAUUAAAUGUUUACGUCUACUUAUAUCCUGAUGCUUGGUAUUAAACCUCAGCGUGUUGAAAAAGCCCUGAUUAUUGAACGCUGUCAUCAAAGGAUCCACUUUCUUCCUGACUUCAAGUCUUUAUGUCUUUGGUAAAGUUUCUGUGUUUAAGUAUAAUUCUGUUAACAGUAUUGAAGCUCAGGUGUCAUAUUAGCGUUCUUAUCGAAACCAUACAAUCGGGACCUAUCCCUGUGUUGGACAGUUUUGGUAUUUUUAUACCGUUUAAUUGAAUUA